Molecule: messenger RNA, 5097 nt
Organism: Ahaetulla prasina
Lineage: Eukaryota; Metazoa; Chordata; Lepidosauria; Squamata; Colubridae
Exons: 3
Coding region: 1-5097 (1698 amino acids)
Biological process (GO): DNA integration
Molecular function (GO): RNA-DNA hybrid ribonuclease activity; nucleic acid binding
Source: RefSeq, a predicted model, not a curated record
AUGGCAAUGAAAUAUGGGAAGGUGAAGAUGGAAGUGCCCCAAGAAGAGGGAUGGAGAAUGAUGAUGCUGGUGAAAGAGAUAAUUGAAGACGCCAGAUGGAAAGAAUUUGAGGUCCCUUACCUUUGGGCCGAAGAUAAUCCUCCAGGCUUUGCAUGUCACCAUCCUCCAAUAAUAGUAGAAGAAAUCCCAGGGAAAUACCCAGUGAGAAUUAGGCAACGUGCAUAUCCACGACCCAUCAUGCAGGCUGUACAGAAGAUCAUAGACUUUUACCUCACCCAUCACAUUCUAGAACCUAUAGAGUCCAAAUGGAACACCCCAAUCCUACCAAUCUCUAAGGGUGAGGGGAGGUUCAGACUGGUCCAGGCGCUUCAAAUUGUGAAUAACUCAACAGUGACUAUUCAUCCAGCUGUCCCCAACCCGUAUGUAAUCCUGGGAUUAAUUCCUCCUACAGCUCGUUGGUUCUCAGUCAUAGAUCUUAAGGAUGCAUUCUUCACAAUAGCAAUACAUGAAAAAAGCAGGCAUUUGUUUGCUUUCGAAUGGGAAGACCCAGUAGCUGGGAGAAAGCAACAAUAUGCGUGGACCAGGCUGCCACAGGGGUUUAAGAAUAGUCCUACGCUAUUUGGCACGGCCCUAGGCAAAGAUCUACAAAGGUUACAGACCCCUCCACCGGAUGUAGUGCUUCAGUAUGUGGACGAUUUAUUAGUGACAGGAAAAACAGAAGACGACUGCUGGCAGAAUACAUAUGAGCUGCUUCGUCUCUUGCAAGAAUGUGGUUACAAAGCAUCCAGGAAAAAGGCACAAUUAGUCUCUACUGGGGUUAGAUAUCUAGGAUAUGACAUAGAGCAAGGGAAACGGACUCUGGGUCAUGAAAGGAAAGAAGCCAUCUGUCAGUUACCAUCCCCCAAAACCAAGAGGGAGUUAAGGGGAUUCUUAGGUGCUGCAGGCUUCUGUAGAAUCUGGAUUCCAAACUUCAGCUUAAUUGCAAAGCCCCUGUACGAAGCAACAAGAGGAAGUGAUAAGGAUCCACUGAUAUGGGGAAAACAGGAAGAGAAAAGUUUCACAACCCUUAAAGAUGCUUUACUACAAGCCCCGAGCUUAGGACUGCCAAACUUAGAUAAGCCUUUUCAGUUAUAUGUAGAUACCAAGCAAAACGUUGCAGUGGGGGUACUGACCCAGAAAUUAGGAACUUGGUUUAGACCAAUUGCUUAUCUCUCGAAGAAUCUCGAUCACGUGUCUAGGGGUUGGCCAACUUGUUUGAAAGCCAUUGCAGGAACAGCCUUGCUAACACAAGAAGCUAACAAGUUAACUUUUGGUCAGGAAAUUGAAAUUCACACACCCCACGCUUUAAAGAGUAUCUUAGAGGCAAAAGGACAUUUAUGGCUAACGAACCCACGCAUCCUUCGUUACCAAGCUUUGAUCACGCAUAACCCAAUGGUCAAAAUAAUUCAGUCAACUGCCUUAAACCCAGCUACUUUGUUGCCUGAACCAAAAUUAGGCACAUCCCAUAACUGCAUCCACACUAUUGAAGAAACAUUUGCUAGCCGCCCAGAUUUGAAAGAUGUGCCCUUCCCUGAGCCAGAUUAUACCUUGUAUACAGAUGGAACAAGCUUCUACCAUGAAGGGAUACGGAAAGCAGGUUAUGCAGUUGUAACUUUGCAAGAUGUUUGGGAAGCUGAGCCCCUCCCUCCAGGCACAAGUGCCCAGCUUGCCGAACUGCAUGCCUUAACCAGAGCACUAGAACUAUCAGAAGGAUUGUGUGUUAAUAUCUAUACAGAUUCAAAAUACGCCUUCAUGACAGUGCAAGUACACGGAGCUCUGUACAAAGAAAGAGGCCUCAUAACGGCUGGAGGAAAAGGAGUCAAGCAUGGACCUCAGAUUAGGCGUCUGCUAGAGAGUGUAUGGGCCCCACGGAAAGUAGCUGUUAUACAUUGCAAAGGACAUCAGCGGGGAAUGUCAGACACCAUUCUAGGAAACAAUAGGGCUGAUCAGGAAGCACGCCACGCAGCAGAUAAACCUGUCUCUACAGAAACAUCUUUAGCUCUCUGGGUCCCUGAAGAGGGAGUUAAACCUUGCUACACUUCAGAAGAAUCAGAACAGGCCCAGGCACUUGAGGCAAUCCAAGAGCAGGGGUGGUGGAUCUUACCUGAUCAGAGAGUUUUUGUCCCUCAGAACCUGGCAUGGGAUACAGUACAACAAGUGCACAGGCACCUCCAUUUAGGGAAGACUGCCUUGGCUAAUGCAUUACUGCGGGAAGUUUACAUUAACAAAAUCCACAGUAUAGCAGCCAAUGUCUGUACCAGGUGCCAGGUCUGUGCAGCCAACAACCCCAGGCAAGGGCCCCAGCCCCCACGGGGACAUCAACCAAGAGGAAGUUACCCUUUUGACUCCCUAAUGAUAGAUUUCACUGACAUGCCCAGAUCAGGUCCAUAUAGGGCUAUGCUAGUUAUCAUUUGUACUUACACCGGGUGGCCCGAAUGUCUACCAACUAGGACAAAGAAAGCCUCUGAGGUAACCAGGGCAUUACUACAAAUCAUUAUCCCUAGAUAUGGUCUGCCCUCAAGGAUCUCCUCUGAUAAUGGCCCUGAAUUUAUACAUAAAGCCACUCAGAAGCUAGCCACCACCUUGGGGAUAACAUGGAAGCUUCACUGUUCAUUCCACGCAGAAAGUGGAGGUCUUGUUGAAAGGGCCAACAGGUUUAUUAAGGAGAAAAUAGCAAAAAUCUGUCAGGAAACACACCUCAAGUGGCCAGAUGCCCUUAACAUGGCACUUGUUGCUGUACGCUGCACGCCACAAAAAGGCCUAAGGGUAUCUCCAUUUGAAUUGCUAUAUGGAAAACAUUUUAUAUACAGCAUUGCCAAAUUACCUAACUGUCCAAUUAGCAAUCUUCCACCUUGCAUACACCGUGGAAUGUAUUUCUGGCAAUGUGCAUACAAUGCUACCAUAAAAUGCCAUCUGCUAAACACAACUUGGAUCCCCAAACACUUGGAGGCUCGAAAACGGGCUAGAGUCCCACGACAGGCACCAUUGAAGGGUCAGACUGUGAGGUGUGACUCAUGCAUCCAGGGCAAUGCUUUUUUAUACAAUCCAAUUCUGCCCAAGGAAUGCAACAAUAAGGGAACCUGUCAGUAUGACAAACGAAUGUACACAACCUGCCUCUCUGGAGGAAUAACCAAGUGUUAUAAUGGUUCCUUAAUCCCUAGAAUUCUCCCCAAACACUCUCUGGGAGGAUUUACCCCAACCCCUCCUGAUAACUCCCCAUGUCCUAACAAUUGCACAACCUGCAUAAAAACUGUACUUCGAGGUAAUACAAUCACUACUACUUUAAUCUAUCAUACUCAUUAUAGAUGUGAGGGAAAACGUACCCCUUGUUGUUAUAAGGGAACAUGGUAUACCAUUUGUGACCAGAAGGCUGAAUGUUAUGAUCCAAGGAUAAAUCCAGCCCAGACUUGGUUGAUAGCUAGAGCUAAGGGCUCAAGUAGUGGGCCUGUGAUGGCACAAACUCAGAUAUUAUCAACUGCACAUUCUGGCACCUUACAAUUCGAUAUUUGCAAAAUAGCUUAUUGGCCCACAUCCUGUGGCGACCUGGCAAGGCAUAGGUCUCUCACUCAGAAUGACAUUUACAUUUGCCCCUACCAGUGGCCAUCAGGAUAUGGAAUUGGAAAAUGGGACUGUAGUAAUACUGAGGAGUUGUAUUGUCCCUAUUGGAAGUGUGCCGCAUGGGCGACCUUUUUCCAAGACCAAGGCAAAGGAACCUACCUCAAAAUAUCUAGAGUUCCUACUCUCUCAAAUUGUCAAAAAUAUCAGUGCAACCUGGUAAAUAUUACCAUUCCCAACCCUCAGGCGUGGAUCUCCAGGUACGGAAACUCUAUGGGUAUUAGAUUAUGGGCAUCAGGUACUGAUCCAGGAGGCCUUAUUCAUCUAUCCUUUGAAACAAGAUAUCAUCCUACUAAGAACUAUACUAGAUAUUUCUCUGAAUUUUGGAAGGAAGUAGAAAUUGAAUUUCAGCCCUCUCAACAGGCUCGUAAUUUAUUCUUGGAAUUGGCUUCCACCAUUGCACAUACCCUCAACGUGUCUAGUUGUUAUGUAUGCGGGGGAACAAAAAUGGGUGAUCAGUGGCCCUGGGUGGCACAGGAGUGGAAUUACUCCAAUCCAUAUAACAUGUCUGCAAUGCCAGCACACCAACCUGAGUCGAGAUGGGAAUUACAAACAGCCAUUGUAGCUCGAUGGUGUCUGGCUAGCUCUAACGGAACUGGACCCCAGGUGGGCAAUACUAGUUGUCUGGAAACUCAGGAGUGGAACCAAACCACUAGAGAAUGGCUCCAUUGGCCUAAUCAAACUAUUAACUUCUGGUCAAAUUUCUCAUUAGACAACAUCACUGUAGCCCCUCCAGGGGUAUUGGAAGCAGGCCAUUGGCAGGGAAGAAAGUUGAAAGCAGACUUUAAAAUAGGUGGUAAUCAAAAAUGGAGGGAAGAUGAAUGGCCUGCGGAACGAAUAAUACAGGUGUAUGAUCCUGCCACGUGGGCAAAUGAUGGCAUGUGGGGAUAUCAGACCCCAAUUUAUAUGCUCAACCGCAUUAUCAGACUACAAGCAGUGGUAGAGCUUAUAGCCAAUGAAACUGCCCAAUCUCUGCGAACAUUGGCCCAACAACAGAGAAAAUUUAGGGAUGCAAUCUAUCAGAACCGUUUAGCUUUAGAUUACCUCCUGGCUGCUGAGGGAGGUGUAUGUGCGAAAUUCAAUUUCAGCAACUGUUGUUUGGAAUUUGAUGAUGUGGGAGAAAUCAUUGAAAAUAAUGCUCGUCGUAUAGAAAAAAUUGCCCAUGUCCCGGUUCACCACUGGAAAGGGUUUGAGUGGGGUAACCUUUUUGGAUCAUGGGUUCCUAAGCUCCCUGGGUUACAGGCUAUCGUAGCUUUAAUUGGCUUGAUUGCAGCAGGAUGUGUUAUUUUACCUUGUAUUCUCCCCAUCUUUGUCCGUACGAUUUCCAAGAGCUUGUCUUUGCUAGUAGACAAAAGAGCUACAGAAAAGGUUCUGGUCUUGUGGGAAUAUGAACAAAUGACUACUUCUGAUAUAGAACCCAAUGAAUAUGAAACUACCCUGUAA